GAAAGGGAAAUUUCGUCACUCCUAUGUUCCAUGCCUAGAAAUGGCUGUUUGACUCGAGGUAAACGCUUUUUUCUUAUUUGCAUAGACCCACAAAACACAUUGAUAUUUUUAAAGGUCUCCGAUGGGCAAUAUUUUCCAGCUGCCUGACUUCAUAAAGUUUCCCAGAAACUGAGUAAUUCACUUCUUCACGUCCUGCGUUUUCAAAAAUCCUCCCUACAGAAAUAGGAGUUGUCAUGGUUAGGGUUAAUAUAAGAGCUGGAACGAGAUGUUAAGUGCUCGUAUCCAUGGACAUCAGUGACUUGAAUGUUUUGACCUCGUUCUGUAUCUGACUGUACCUAUCGCGGCUUGAAUCUUGAGUACAUAAGGGCGGGGACUUUACUUGAGCCGAGUUCAACAUAGCAAUUAGUCUACCACCUUCCCCAACCCUUACCCGACAGACCUUUGAAAAAAAUAUGUUUGGCACACUUGUAGAUCUUCAACCCUUGACUGAUGUAUGGGAACCAUUUCGAAGGAGACCACUCUGGGAAAAAGAAGAUAACACAGGCUUAGCCGCUUAUCACUCGUGAAAUUUCGUUUCUGUCAUCUCCCCACGGAUUAAGACUGCGAGAGGUAGAGGAUAACACCGCAAGAUUGUUGAACACCUUCCCGGGAAGAGAUGUGCUUACCUGUAAAAAUCUCACCUCAUGCCUGGCGAAUAGAAAAGUUAGAUUCUCUCCCCCUUCCCCCUUCUCCCCUUGCGAAACCGCAGUAGGCAAGAGGUCACGAGGUCAAGCUUCGCGGGACUGCAGACGUAGCAGCUCAGCCGCUGGCUCAGGGCAAACCAUCGUCAUGUGCAAACAGCCAAACACUUUAGUCGUUUCUUUCACGCUGUUAUUUUGCCAGAUGAAGAUCAGGUCAUUGACCUGACGAGAUAUCAGGACGCUCUUUGGUCAAUCUGAUAGUUUAAAUUCGUAAAACUAGUGUGUAUGUACGCGUGAUAAAAAAAAGGAGUGUUUGUAAGUGCAUUUCCCAGGAAAGGAUGUUGCUUAGGAAACUCUACAACUUUCUAAGAAUUUUUUCUAGUUUAAAUAAAGAUGCCAAGUUCAGUCAAUUGCAAGGCUGUGAUGUCAAUAAACUCUGUAUUUUUCAAAUGGACUAGCGGUCACUUCCAAGUCCUAACCACACUACCAACAACCAGCUAGGUGGUAACGACAAAACUAGAAGCACAAGAUCAGUCUACACACUUGGCUAAUAUUUCCCUCCUUGUCGUUGCGCAAUGUUUCCACAGGGUUGUGCCUUGGCAAUGGCUGGCUGGCUGUAAGAUAAGAGUCUCCACCUGAUGGUGACUUGCCAAUGGGAGAUUAGAAAAAGCUGAAACAAAGAGCCACGACGUCCAGUCCGGUACAUUUAAGGAGAAAACAUGAUGUGAAUUUGAGAGAUGAACAAAAACCGCCACUGUAAUAUAGUGAUUGUGUCCCUUUACCACCGUUGUUUGAACGCACUGCCCUCCCCCGAGAUUUCGUAGGAUGACAGAAGAUGGAAUUUUAAAGCAAGACGUUCUGUUAGAAAAGCCAAGUACAGCAGAUAGGACUAUGGCAUCAACAACAUUCCAGAGACUGCCCAAAAACAUGAUUCCAGUGAACUAUGUGAUAAAGCUGAAGCCAGAUCUUCAGGCACUUACAUUUGACGGCGAAGAAGAAGUAGAACUUGAGGUAAAAGAAGCAACAAGUUACAUCAUCAUUAAUGCAAAGGAUAUAAGAAUACAGGAAGCCUUCAUCAUAGAGGAUGGAAAUAAAUCUCCACUGAAGAUUAGUUACAGAGAGAAAGAGGAGCAAGUAUCAUUCAUUUUGGAUAGACCUUUGAAGGCAGGUAUUUGCAAGCUAAGUCUGAAAUAUACUGGAAAUCUGAAUGAUGAGCUAAGAGGAUUUUACAGAAGCAGUUACAAAACAACAUCAGGGGAGCAGCGUUAUGCAGCAGUUACUCACUUUGAAGCGACAGGAGCUCGACGAGCUUUUCCCUGCUGGGAUGAACCUGCAAUCCGGGCUACCUUUGAUAUCAUUUUGAUUGUUCCCAAAGAAAGGGUGGCACUAUCUAACAUGCCAGUAAAGCAGGAGAAACCCUGGGAGGGAGAUUCAUCUCUCAAGGAAGUGAUUUUUGAAAGGACACCAGUCAUGUCAACUUACCUUGUUGCAUUUGUUGUUGGUGAAUAUGACUUUGUUGAAGCCGUUGAUGCCAAUGGCGUGAAAGUGCGAGUCUACACACCACCUCAGAAACAAGAGCAAGGCUUGUUUGCUCUGGAGGUAGCAGUAAAGACCCUUCCGUUCUAUGGCAACUAUUUCCAGUUGGCCUAUGAUUUGCCCAAACUAGACCUAAUUGCUGUUGCAGAUUUUCCCAUUGGUGCCAUGGAGAACUGGGGAUUAAUCAUUUACAGAGAGACAGCAUUAUUAGUUGAUCCUGUGGAGUCUUCAGCAGGCAUGAAACAAUGGGUGUCACUUGUCGUGGGACAUGAACUUGCUCAUAACUGGUUUGGAAACCUUGUCACUAUGGAGUGGUGGACACACCUCUGGCUAAAGGAAGGAUUUGCUUCCUGGAUCGAAUAUCUCUGCGUGGACCACUGUUUCCCAGAGUUUGAUGUGUGGACACAGUUUGUCACAGCAGAUCUUGGGAAAGCUCUGACUCUAGAUGCCAUGAGGAACAGUCAUCCUAUCGAGAUUGAAGUGAGACAUCCUUCAGAAGUAGAUGAGAUUUUUGAUGCCAUUUCAUAUUCAAAAGGGGCCUCAGUGAUUAGGAUGCUUCACAGUUAUUUAGGGGACCAGGAUUUUUGUAAAGGAAUGAACCUCUACCUAAUUAGACAUCAGUAUAAGAGUGCUUGCACGGCAGAUCUUUGGGCAGCUCUUGAAGAAGUUAGUGGAAAGCCUGUCGCCAGUAUAAUGAGUACCUGGACAUCACAGGCGGGCUUCCCUGUGCUGAAAGUCACCCAGAAAUGGGAAGAAGACAAAUGUGUUUUGGAAAUCACACAAAGAAAAUUUUCUGCUGAACCACUUCCUGAUGGGUCAUCUAAAGAUGACAAAAAUUUGUGGAUGGUACCUAUCACUGUCAUCACAAAGUCCAGUCCAAAAGAGCCAGUGAGUACAGCCCUAAUGGAAGCUGAUACAAUCACUAUCCCCCUUCAGGCAAAGGAUGGAGAGUGGAUCAAGAUAAAUGCAGGCACUGUGAGUGUUUACAGAGUCCAGUACAGCUCUGAGAUGCUGAACGCUUUGGUAAAUGGAAUACAGACUGGUACCCUGUUACCAACAGACAGAUUUGGAAUUCAGAGUGAUCUUUAUGCACUGUGCAGAUCUGGAUUGGUGAAUAGUGUGGAGUUUCUUCAAGUUGUUGAAACCUUUACAGCUGAAGACAACUACACAGUAUGGAAAGAUCUUCUUUCCAACCUGCAUGAAUUGGGAAAACUCUUGCAGUAUACUAAAGCAUACAGUCAUUUUAACAACUUUGUGAUACGUCUGCUACAACCCACUUUUAUGCGUCUUGGAUGGGACUCUAAAGCAGGAGAAGGGCAUUUAACAGCCAUCUUGCGGGAACUAGUCCUUAGCAAAAUGGGAGCAGCUGGGGCAAACUCCAUCAUAGCUGAAGCCAGAAAACGGUUUCAAGCCCAUUGCAGUGAAACUGAGAUAAUUCCAGGUGAUCUAAGAAGUCCUGUAUACAUAACUGUGCUGAGCCAUGGAAACAAAGAAACUCUUGAAAGUAUGUUGAAGCUCUACAGAACUGCAGAUUCUUCAGAAGAGAAAACUCGUAUCAUCCAUUCCCUGGGAUGCCUCAAAGAUGAGACACUUAUUGCUCAAGUGCUGAGAUUUUCUAUCUCUGAUGAGGUGAAGUCUCAGGACUGCCCAUUUGUGAUUGGAGCAACAGCUCAAACUGCACAGGGGAGAGAACUUGCAUGGCAGUUUGUGAAGGACAACUUUUGUGAACUCCACAGGAGGUAUUCCUCAACCACACUAUUUGCAAGACUUAUCAAGAUGACCAUUGCAGAUUUUGCAACAGAAAAAAAAGCAGCUGACAUUAAGUCUUUCUUCAAACAAAAUCCAGCUACGUCAGCAGCCAGAACAGUGCAACAGUGUUGUGAAAAUAUUCAUGUCAAUGCUUUGUGGCUGGAGAGGGAUGCAGAGCUGGUGAAAGAAUUUCUCCAAGGCAGAUAUCAGGCUGUCUGUACAUCAAAUUAAUCAGCUGAUAAAUAGUAUUCACUUAUGACAGAAGCUUGGGAUGUAUUUCCUUCAGGAGCGGUGACAAGUCUUAUGGCAUCCAUUUCAGUGUGCAUGGAUUUUAUACUGUUUAAAGCUGCAAAAUUUCAGUGUCCAUGAGAUGUUAUUUUUUUAAAACAACCUUUUUUUAACACUGAUAAAUUGUUUCAUAAGCAUUUACUGAAAGAGAGGUUAAAAAAGGAAAUUUUGAUUGAUGAUUGUUUUUGAGACUUCUAGUGUGUCUUUUUUUAAUGAAUAUUUCUCCUUUUCUUUUUCUUACAAUUAUAACAUACAAAUAUGCAUGGCCUGUAUCUAGUCUAUUCAAGUGCACUUUUUUUUUUACAUUUUCAUAUCAAUAAAGACUGUCAAAUGCUGGAAUGUGGUGAAGUUUCUUCA
Molecule: messenger RNA, 4610 nt
Organism: Pomacea canaliculata
Lineage: Eukaryota; Metazoa; Mollusca; Gastropoda; Architaenioglossa; Ampullariidae
Product: puromycin-sensitive aminopeptidase-like
Exons: 22
Coding region: 1506-4196 (896 amino acids)
Biological process (GO): proteolysis; peptide catabolic process
Cellular component (GO): cytoplasm
Molecular function (GO): metalloaminopeptidase activity; peptide binding; zinc ion binding
Source: RefSeq, a predicted model, not a curated record